AUGGCCAGCGUGGAUGUAACAGUAGAUGUGAUCAUUGUGAUGCAGACCGUGGUUGGAAUCCUGGGGAAUUUCUCCCUUCUUUGCCAUUAUAUCAUCCUUUACUUCACUAGGUACAGGUUACGGUCCACAGAUGUGAUUCUUCAGCACUUGACUGUGGCCAACGUCUUGACCCUUCUCUCUAAAGGAGUCCCCCAGACCAUAGCAGCGCUUGGGUGGGAACAUUCCCCCAGUGAUUUUGGAUGCAAACUUAUUUUCUUUCUUCACCGAGUGGGGAGGGGAGUGUCCAUGGGGAGCAUCUGCCUCUUGAGUGUCUUUCAGGUGAUCAUGAUCAGCCCCCAGAACUCCAGGUGGGCAGAGCUUAAAGUAAAAGCUCCCAAGUACAUUGUUCCCUCGAUGUGCCUGUGUUGGAUGCUCCAAAUGCUGGUCAACAUCAUUUAUCCUGUACAUAUGUAUGGGAAAUUGAAUGACAAAAACAUCACAAAAAGACAGGAUUUUGGAUACUGUUCUUCUACUAUUCAUCACAAAGCUGGAAAGAUAUUAUUUGCACUGGUGCUGAUAUUCCCUGAUAUUUUAUGUUUGGGGCUCAUGCUCUGGAACAGUGGCUCCAUGGUUUUCCUCCUGUACAGACAUAAUCAGCAGGUCCAACACAUUCGUAGGAACAAUGCCUCCCCUAGAUCCUUGCCUGAGUCCAGAGCUACCAAAACCAUCCUUCUCCUGGUGAGCAGCUUUGUCUAUUUUUACACUCUUUCCUUCACCUUUCAAGUUACUUUGUCCCUUGUUGAACAUCCCAGCCUGUUACUUGUGUACAUGGGUAUAAUCAUGGCUGCGUGGUUCCCAGCUGUCAGCCCCUUUCUGCUCAUGAGCCGUGACUCCACUGUACACAGGCUCUACUUUGCCUGGAUAAGGAAUGCACAUUCCCCUGCUAUGAUGAGAACUAUGUAA
Molecule: messenger RNA, 942 nt
Organism: Sus scrofa (pig)
Lineage: Eukaryota; Metazoa; Chordata; Mammalia; Artiodactyla; Suidae
Product: vomeronasal type-1 receptor 4-like
Biological process (GO): G protein-coupled receptor signaling pathway
Cellular component (GO): membrane
Molecular function (GO): pheromone receptor activity
Source: RefSeq, a predicted model, not a curated record